This is a messenger RNA of Arabidopsis lyrata subsp. lyrata, 1240 nucleotides long. Its product is annotated as serine/threonine-protein kinase Aurora-2. Gene Ontology annotation, biological process: protein phosphorylation; regulation of cytokinesis; mitotic spindle organization. Gene Ontology annotation, molecular function: protein kinase activity; ATP binding. Bases 160 to 1026 code for a protein of 288 amino acids. Gene Ontology annotation, cellular component: spindle midzone; chromosome passenger complex; spindle pole centrosome. NCBI's taxonomy places the organism in Eukaryota, Viridiplantae, Streptophyta, Magnoliopsida, Brassicales, Brassicaceae. The record is from RefSeq and is a predicted model, not a curated record. The transcript has 9 exons.
AUCUGGAUUCGACCGUUGCUGCUUUGCUGGUUAACGUUUUUUCCCCUUUUUAAAAAUUUCUGAAUUUGGAUCUGUUUUACACUCGUCGUCUCUCUCUCUUCUCUUCUCUUCUCGUCCUCUCUUUCUCUCGCUUAUCUUAGGUCAUCAUCGAUCUCUUCCAUGGGGAUUUCUACAGAGACGCAGCAAAAUGCGGUUUCAGAGGCUGCACAAAAGAGAUGGACUACUAGCGAUUUCGACGUUGGAAAGCCUCUUGGUAGAGGGAAGUUUGGCCAUGUUUAUCUAGCAAGAGAGAAACGGAGCAAUCACAUUGUGGCUCUUAAGGUUCUUUUUAAGACUCAGCUUCAACAAUCUCAAGUUGAGCACCAAUUACGAAGGGAAGUAGAGAUUCAAUCUCAUCUUCGGCAUCCCAAUAUUCUGCGACUCUACGGUUACUUCUAUGAUCAGAAAAGAGUUUAUUUGAUUUUAGAGUAUGCAGCUAGAGGUGAGCUUUAUAAAGAGCUUCAGAAGUGCAAGUACUUCAGCGAACGUCGAGCAGCAACUUAUGUUGCGUCAUUGGCAAGAGCCCUCAUCUAUUGCCAUGGAAAGCACGUUAUUCACAGAGAUAUUAAGCCUGAAAAUCUAUUGAUUGGUGCUCAGGGUGAGCUCAAGAUUGCAGACUUUGGAUGGUCAGUACACACAUUCAACCGCAGAAGGACUAUGUGUGGCACUUUGGAUUACCUUCCGCCUGAGAUGGUCGAAAGCGUAGAACAUGAUGCAAGUGUGGAUAUAUGGAGUCUAGGAAUUCUCUGCUACGAAUUUCUUUAUGGUGUCCCUCCUUUUGAGGCCAGGGAGCAUUCAGAGACAUACAAAAGGAUUGUCCAAGUGGAUCUCAAGUUCCCUCCAAAACCUAUUGUGUCUUCAUAUGCAAAGGACUUGAUUAGCCAGAUGCUGGUUAAGGAGUCUACACAGCGUUUGGCCUUGCACAAGCUUCUUGAACACCCGUGGAUUGUGCAAAACGCAGAUGCGUCGGGCAUCUACAGAGGUUGAAGCUUCAUGCUUCUAUGCAGAGAAGAAAAGACUGCAUUCUUGGCACCACUAAAAGAAAUCUGACCAAUUCAUAGUCCAUAUAUAAAUCUAGCUGUGUUGUACUAUAAUUGUCAACAAAGUUUAUAGCAACAAGAUUCGUAUAACUUUGACACCAAUUAGUUUCGAAUCAUCACGUUUAAAAAAAUCGUUUGGAAUGGUUUCAAACUUACACCAA